GGGUCAGUUUGCUACAAGGCACUGCGCAUAUUCUAUGCUCUUUCCACAGCAGUUAGGACGGUGGGGUGAUACGCAAGUCUUUCCGAAAUAGAGUGCACAUUAUGUGGUUUACAAACAAAGUUUAUUUUCAAUACACCGGAGUUAUUAAAAAGUAGAUAUUGUUUUGGACGAGUUUACUGUUUACUGGCAAGCAAUCCGUACAAGCAGUAUGGACCAUAAUAGAUCGUAUAAAAACAUGGAUGGUACUAAACACAACGCGAGAAAAUAAUAUCGCGAGACAACAGCAUACAUAACCUCUCCCCUGCUCGUUAUCAGCACAAAUAAACAAGCCGUGAAUACAGGCGGAGGUUAUUCUCGAAUUUAGAAUUAGUUAUUUUGCUGAAUUAUUUUACAAUGGAAAUUCUAGAGCUCUUGCCAUCAAGCUUCGGAUAUGUCAUAUUUACAUACUUUUAUAGUUGGAUCAUGUUGAGUUAUCUUGGUGUUAAGGUUGGAGCUGCCAGAAAGAAAUACGAUGUGAAGUACCCUACCAUGUACAGUGACAAGGAGCAGGUGUUCAACUGCAUCCAGAGGGCCCACCAGAACACACUAGAAGUCUACCCACAGUGGCUUGUGUUCCAAACCAUUGCAGCUCUUGUCUAUCCAACUUCUGCAGCUGUGCUGGGAGCCAUCUGGGUCACCAGCAGGUUCUCCUAUGCCUGGGGUUACUACACCGGAGAUCCAGCCAAGAGGAUGAAGGGUGCCUAUGGGUACAUUGGUUAUUUUGGAGUCAUCAUUCUUUCCAUCGCAGUGGCUUUGCAGUUGCUUGGAGUCUUGUGAGCCAGCUGGUUCUGUCCCCUAUUUGCCCUUUUUACUAAAGAAACAUAUGUCUUGCAAUUGCUUGAGCCUUUUCAUUCAAACAGCCACUAUGAUAUCAUGUAGCUGAAAAAUAUAUUUUCAAUUAUGGUAGUCUUUAAUUACUGUCGUCUUACCAGUGUGUAAACAAUUAUAGGCCUAUGUGUUACUGCAACAUAAUUGAGUUUUGUUAGUUGAUACUGUGAGGACCAUUGAUGUAUUUUUAUAUGAUUAUCAGGCAUUUGUAACCUUUCAUGCCCAUGUACUGGCAACGCUAUGUUAAUAAAGAUGAAUGUAAACAUUGUCA
Molecule: messenger RNA, 1138 nt
Organism: Oncorhynchus mykiss (rainbow trout)
Lineage: Eukaryota; Metazoa; Chordata; Actinopteri; Salmoniformes; Salmonidae
Gene: mgst3b
Product: microsomal glutathione S-transferase 3b
Cellular component (GO): nuclear envelope; membrane; endoplasmic reticulum
Molecular function (GO): glutathione peroxidase activity; glutathione transferase activity
Source: RefSeq, a predicted model, not a curated record